CAUUGCAUUAGUGUCAGACGCAACACGUCGUGUAUUUCUCCAUUCUGAGAAACUGCCCUUCAUUUUGUUAUAUUUGUGUAUUUUGUCUGCGAUUUUAUGUGAUUAAUCAUAAAAAAUGGCGAAAUUGGUAGAUAUAUACAACAGCGAAAAAGAACCCGUUAUCAAAAGGCGACAAUUACCUUUAACUAUCUACGAAAAUCUUACCAUGAUAAUGGAUUUAAACACAAUGGGUCUAAUUUGUGAUAAUUCGCAAGUAAAAGGUCGCGAGUAUGAAGAGUUCAUGCGGAAGUACCGUAUCCUUACGACUGAUGAGCUGAAGUCGGCGCUCAGAGUAGACGCUUCAGAUAUAUUUAAUGUACUAAAUCAAAGCAUUCCUUGUGUUGGCUGUAGAAGAAGUGUGGAACGUCUGUUCUAUCAGUUGUGUAAGUCAGGACAUCCUACACUGGACCCGCUAGUUCUAACCCCAGAUGAAAUAAUGACUAUUAGAGAAGAGAAAAUAGUGCAUCCACAGUCUUUAGCCACCUUACUAAAUGGUCACAGCUCUGGUAUAGAAUGCCUCAUACUAAACCAGCCUCGGUGGAAGAAGUCUCAGCGGUGUACCCUGCACUCCCUGGAAGCGGGCACAGCCCGGGGCUGGGGCGGGACGGGGGCGGGCGCGGCGUGCGGAUGGGGCUGGGCGGCGUGGGGCUGGGGGGGGCGCGCCGCCUGGCGCACCGCCUGGGACGCCAUGCGAGCCUCCGCCAGGGACCACGUCACGCUCGUACAUUUCAAUACUCUCCAUGAUACGCUCACCAACUACCUUAGGAAACACAGAUUUUGCACUGACUGCAAAACCAAGGUGUUACGAGCAUAUCACUUGUUAGUUGAUGAAAAGGAGCCACAGAAAGAGAAAGGCUAUGUGGGCGCUCUAUAUAGUGGUAUCAAACGUUGUCUGUUAGAUAAACAUUUACAUCUGCAAGCAAAGACGGACUACAUCGCGCAUCUUAUAGCUAGAGCUGAGCCGGAAUUACUUGGGAACCAUCGAGAAAGGCACGCAAAGACACUUGAAAUUGCACAGGAAGAGGUAUUAAUAUGCCUUGGUAUAUGCAUUUACGAGCGUCUCCAAAGAAUUUCCUUGCGGCUGCGUGAGGAGGAGGGCACUUGCCAGACCCUCGCGGCGGUCGCCGUGGAGGCACUCUACCGCAAGUUUGAAACUGCCGUGGAACACAAGAGUGGAGUGUCCAAGCUGCAGCUUCUUUAUGAUGAAAUCACACAGGAAGAACUGACCAGACAACAAAGGAAAGAACAAAAAAAGUUGAAACGCCGCAAGAAGAAGGAAAGGCAGGCUGUGGAGAGCAAAUGCAAGGAAGCAGACUCCGAAGAGCCAGAGGAGAAAUGUCAGUGCGAUGAAUGUCUGUUAGAAGAAAGGGACACUCCCACGGAGCUGCUGUCGCCGCGAGAUUACAACCAGUGUUACGAAGCCAGCGGGGAUGGCUGCCAGUCCUGUCAGGAAGACUCCAGCAAAAGCCGCUCGCCCAAAAAGAAUGGCAAGAAACGUGGCAAAAACGGAAACCUUUCGCCGAGCGAAACCUCUCAAGACUGUGGAUACUCAUCGGGGAACAACGGGGGCUGCUGUGAAACAAUGUCCGGAUCGUCUUCCCUGAUGAGCACUCCAGAGGGCUCAGAGGUGGCAUGUUCCGAGGGGUACUGCAACCAUGAGAGAGGAGACUGCGUAGAUUUGGCCAAAAAUGACAAGACACCGUGUGCCGGGUUCACACUGUCAUUACAGCAAAUGUUGAUGGAUACAUGUACGUCAGAUGAAGAAGAAGACACCAGUUAUAUUCCUAUAGAAGAUGUACUUGAGUUCAAGUCACGUAGGAAUAUAACGGAGAAAAGACAAGAGUUGAGGCAGAACCUCAGGCAGAAGUUCGCGCAGCUCUGCGUCAGCACUCCGCAACUCGCAGCCAAGGAUAAACAAGCCGCUUAACUCCGGACGCCCUGCCCUCACUCCCCACACUAUGUAAUAAUCAGUCAUAUUUUAUCCCAGAACGACACGAAAUAUAACUGCUUUGUGGUCUGUAGAAUGCCUCGUAAUGUGUCAAUAUCCACAAUAUCUGUAAUACUAAGUCUCCCAAUCCUCUGGUAGGUAACAAGGCUGUUAUUUACAGUAGAUAUUGCUAGCUACUCUCAAAAGAAUCAGAUGUUAAGUCUCGUUAUACACACAAUAACAACUUCCCGCAGAAGGAUUUAUGUCAGAAAAUCUUUAUCUCUCUCAUAAUCUCCAGAGGGCUAAUGUUAAAUUUUUAAAAGUUUUGCAGUACUGCAUUGUUGCAAUUAAAUAUGGGGAAAGUAUAUCUUUGAAAAUGUUGUUAUGUGAACUUUUUAUUUUUAGAUUGCAUCCAUUUCAUUUUCAAGUUAUCGCAUGAUUAAUAUUAUUUUUUUAAUAUUUACUUUUAUUAAAAUUAUUUGCUCAGUUCAAAUCAUGUGUAUUCUUAAAAGCAUCGACACAAUCUAAACAUGAUUACCCAAAAUGUGGUGUGUCUAAAAUUCCAUAGUUGUUUGAGAGGAUCUCAACCAUGAGUGAGAAUUACAUAUUCCAAACUGCGAUUAUUACAACUGAUAAAGAUCAGUAGAUAAAUAGUUGCUAGUUACAAAUUUCUGCAAUUAUAUUUCAUACAAUAUGUACAAGCUGACAACAGACUGGUCUGAAAAAUGAACAUGUGAACCCAACCCACUCACUUGUGGUUGUCAACAAAUUGUGAAAAACAAUGGGUGCUUAUAGUCAAUACAGAUAUUUGUAGACGAUAUUAAAGCUUCAGGUUAAUGGUGAAGAUCUGUAUCGUUAAAUCAUGUUUAUAACCUGCAACAUAAUUUUAAGGCAUAAUAAAAUCAAGUGCAAGUUAUAAUUAUUCCAACUUAAUUGAAAAAAAUAUUGGAUGAACACCAGCAUUUAUAUGUACUAUUUAAAUUGUUAGAAAGCUUAGAAAUGAAAUAUGUAAAGUAGCAUUUUGAUCAAAUUAUUUUUUCUUUGCUUUAUGUGACUCAAUAUUAAGUAUUUAAUGAUGAAUUUAUUGCUUGUUCAAUAUAAAAAGCUUCAACAUGCGUGAGGACGGGAGUUAACUUGGCUAGUUCGCCAUUGUUAUUGAAGUCAAAACAUUUGUAACUCAGUUUUAAAAUAUAUUAUCAACAGUGAUUA
Plodia interpunctella (Indianmeal moth) is the source of this 3175-nucleotide messenger RNA. RefSeq lists its product as uncharacterized. The transcript is spliced from 8 exons. NCBI's taxonomy places the organism in Eukaryota, Metazoa, Arthropoda, Insecta, Lepidoptera, Pyralidae. The record is from RefSeq and is a predicted model, not a curated record. Gene Ontology annotation, cellular component: cytoplasm; nucleus. Bases 116 to 1966 code for a protein of 616 amino acids.